Blepharisma stoltei is the source of this 2778-nucleotide messenger RNA. The record is from the annotation of a GenBank genome assembly. NCBI's taxonomy places the organism in Eukaryota, Ciliophora, Heterotrichea, Heterotrichida, Blepharismidae.
AUGAAUUUAAGAAACUCUGUAGCGGAAAGUAGCAAAAAAUCAUUUAUCAAGCAUGCGAAAAACCUUUCACAGCAAAGCUAUAUGGAGUCAGAACAAAUUGACAUUGUCAGCCAAUUUAGAAAUUAUAGAAAUCAAAAAUCCAAAUCUUCAAUCUCCCCUGCAAAAAUCGGAUCAUAUUCACAAAGCCCAGGAAAAUCGCCAGGGCAUGAGAUAUUUCACUAUCCUUUUCCUCCAAGCUCAGCAAGGCCCACUUCAAACUCACGACAAGGUGCUCUAAUUUCCGCAAAAAGCCAAGAUUUACAUGUGAUGAGACCACAUGGAUCUGCUGCAUAUUCAACUGAUAGAAAUAUUAAUACAGUUAGCAGAAGCCAUAGAUAUUACAAUCGCCAAGGCAAAUCCGAAGAUUUUUCUAUUAUUAAGCUUAACGACGCAAGCCCAACUAAAUCUUUUAUACAAGAAAUUGAAUUCUCUAAAUUAGAUGAAGAUGAGUAUCGGGUCUUUCUUGAAUCUUUUUCUCAUUUACAUGCCUUGAAAUUCGAUUUAGAACUAAACUGAGAAAUUUCUAAUGGAAAAGAAUGCAUUCCUCCUGAUAAAGGAAACAUGGGGACUUAUUACAUAUUGAAGGAUAAAAUCCAAAACUAUAAGGAAUUAGGACUGAAAAGUAUGAAAAACUAUAAAAGUGAAGAAUUAAUUGAAAUUUUGAAAGAAUACAGCAGGAUUUGUAGAGAUAUUUUUAGAGGGAUCAAGGUUAAAGGAAAUAGUAAUAAUGAGGUGAUGAUGCUUGAAAUGCUAUGGAGAUUGAUGCUUAAACUACUAGAUACGCUGAUGAGAAUGCAUGAAGAAAGCAUAAAUGCAGUUGUGGAGUGCACAAGGGCAAGAGUAAGAGUUCUUUCUGAUGAGCAUUUAAAAUAUACACAGCAGCUUCAAAGUGAUUAUGAGAGAACUAUUGCUAAGCUUACUGCAGAAAUUAAUAGUAAAACCAAUACAAUAAAAGUAUUGACAAAGGAUAAAACUGAAUUACUUGGAAUUGUUGCGAAUAGAGACCAAAGGAUUGCAGAAUUAACUGAAAUGGAUAAGCAGGAAGCUUCAUGUAUUGAGAUGAAUAGGAUGCUAAUUUCUCUCCUUCCUUAAGCGAGCAAAAAUUUAAUUAUCUUUUAUGGCGAGGGUUAAUUUUUUUUUUAAAAAAAUUGUUUUCUCGCCUAUGAGAUAGUAAGCAAGCUGAAUACUUAUAUAACUGAAGCUGAAUCAGAGCAAUUGAAACAAGUUGUCACUUUAAACAAUAUUUCAAGCAUCAUGACUAUAGCUGAAAUUCUUGGGAAAUCUCCUGAGAUAUUAGAAAAAGAAAUCCAAACUGCUUGGUCUAUAAAAGAUUUCGCUAUAUUUCCUGAAAUUGAUCCUCCUGCCAUUUCUUUGCACCCAUUCGCAAAAAUAAGUUUUCCACAGGCAGAUAUCCCAGCUAGCUUUAAUAUUCCUGAGUCUCAUUUACUAUUCCAAUCAGUUCUAGACAAAGGAAAUGGAGAUAAUGAUUUUUGCUUUGAAGUUCUAUAUGAGCUAAUAGACCGAUUUUCAAAAUCCGAUGAAGUUUCUUUUAAUACCGUAGAAAUAGUAAAAAUACUAAGCUCACAGAAAGAUUAUAAAAGCAGAUUAUUUUUGAAAAUGAUGGGAAUUCCUCAUCACACCUCAAUUCAGUGUCAAACUUUUGUGCUUAAAAUUAACCAGAUGUUUAGAAUUUAUCAAGAAGAUAAUCAUUUGCUGAGUUUAGGACAUUUAUAUGAAUUUUUGAACACAAAUUUAAAUAACUGCAGGCAUAGCUGUGAGAAUAUUUUGAGCAGAAUUGAAUAUAUCUGUCCUGAAUCGGCAGCUAGUUUGCCUAUUGAUACUUCUAUACUGAUUUUGCUCUGCAGACUUGAGGUUUCUAUUGAAAACUCACUCCCCUCCUCAAUGAAAAAAUGAAAAAUUUUGUUCGCUCAAGAAGGGAGUUUGCUGCUUUUUUAAAAAUUUUUGUAUAUAAAUAUUUAGUUUUUUCUAAAUUAAAAAUCUCCAUUUCACAAAAAUUAAGUUCAUUUUAAAAAAUUUAUUUUUAAAAUGUAAGCUAGCUCGAGAUUUCAUUAUAGUACUUAUCAUUUAUAUAUCAAAAUAUUUUUUUUAUAAAAAAUUAUUCUUCGUGGAUGGAGGUUUUUGCUUGAAAAAUAUAGAAUUUCCAAUCGUUUUAUUCGCUUACGAAGGAAGGGGAGUCAGGAAAAUCUCUAAAAUCUCUUUCUGGAAAUAAUGACCACAGUAAUUUAAAUAUUAGUGACAAAUAAAGAAUUUACUGAAUGAGCCAAAGAAAAAGCCAACUUUUGGGCAACAGAGCAGGAAAUCCUAAUUCUUUUCGAUUACCUUGCAAAAGAUCACAUGGUUUCUAUUGAAGCAAUAAUGAAGUCUAUAGAAGAUUACAAUAUAAUAAAUUUUUCCAAAGAAAUAAAAAUCCAAAAAGAAGACUUGCUUCUCAAAUUCAUCUACGAGUGAGAAAUAUUGCUUGAAAAAUUAAUCGAAAAGCACUUUACAGCCCAAAAACUGCAAUCCCACCCCAAGUAAUUUUUAUUAAGAUUUAAUGAACUUGUUAAUAGCUUAGGCAGAGAUGUCCCAGAUGCUCUUAUUAAGCAUGCAUUUGCUGAAAUCAUAUGCAAAGUUCCAGUCCUUGAAGUGUUAGAAAAAUACGAAAUUGUCCCGCAUCCAUUUAUAUUAUCUGAUUCCAAUUCAAAGAAAAAAAUGAAGAAAGGAAAAGGAAAGAAAUAA